Messenger RNA from Effrenium voratum, 1380 nucleotides. NCBI's taxonomy places the organism in Eukaryota, Dinophyceae, Suessiales, Symbiodiniaceae. The record is from the annotation of a GenBank genome assembly.
AUGGGCGAGCGCAAGACCAUCCAAUUCUUCCAAGACUCCAACGUCCCUGAUCAGUCGCUGCCCUUUGCCAGUCGAGUUCGCAAUCUGGCACGCCACUCCGUCUUCAACCCCCGUCAGCAGGAAGGCGUGAAGGCAGCCUAUGUGAAGUCCUGCAAGGCGCGGGGCAUUUGCGAAAGCGUUCGCGGAGAAGCAUGGGCGACGCAGCCCACUGCUAACGACGAUGGCCGGAUGGGCCCAUACUUGCUCAUCAGCAGCGCCUCAUUGGUGGAGGCGUUCUACACAGCGCUGAACGAGGAGCCCGGCAACCCGAAUCUCAUUGCCACGCUCCGGCAUGGCAUACAGGUACGCAUUCUGAGCUCCAGAACGCCGCCGGGAAUCUGCAAGUACUUGACAAAGCUGCAUAACCGAUUCCACGGAGGAGCAUCAACCAAUUUUCUGGAGCUGAUCGGCUUCAUUCCUGACGUCGAGAACGCCUUGAACAUUUGGAAGCAAGCCAACGGCAUCACCUGGCAGACCAGAGACUACGAGUCCAAAUGCGUCUUGGAUUUGCGUAGCAGUUCUCAGUUCGUGAAGAGCCACCAGGAUUUCGGCGAAACUUUCCCGGAAUGGAAGCUGUACGAGUCCGCGCGGGCUUGCCAGCAUCUCAUGUCAAAGCGUCCUGGCUUCCUGGACACGCUGACCUCGGACAUGGCAGAGUUUGCGGACUUCACACAUGCGCGGUUGAGUAACUCGGUGGUGCUGCAGUGCCUGCAGACGGUGUUCACCUCCAUCGUGUCAACCAUCUACGACGGCAUGAGCAGCGAGGACAUGGACCUGCUCCUGUUGGAAUGCUGCAAGCUGUGCGUGCCACACCUGGCCUCUCCUGACAACUCCACAUGGGUAUUCGAUUCACUUAGCAAGCGGACGCUUGUUCAGCGCUUGUUUACAGUCAUGUCUGGGAGCGUGGUGUCAAGCGAGCCCACUUCGUGCAUGCCAGCCAAGCGCCGCAAGGGUGCCAACCAGGCGGGCGCCAAGAAGAAGCCGAAGGCCAAGGCGGCGGCGUCCAACGGAGCUGCUGAGCCAGUCCUGCCUGCUGAGUCAGACGUGACAUCCACAACUGUGGCAUGCACGCUUGGGGUUCGCAACAAGCUAUUUGUCGAUGAUUUGAUGAAGUGCGUCAACCAUUGCAUUGACCACAUGCAAGCAGAACUCACAGCCAUCCAGGCGGAGGACUUUGUGAUGGUGAAGAGGCAACUCAUCCGAAUGGGCUUGCUUUUUGCGUUCAGCGGCCAGGUCAUGGUUGAGACCUCUCGCGGCAGCAAGGUCCACAAGAAGUGGAGCUCACUGCGGCCGGCCUUGAAAGCGCACGGUGUCUUCCUACUCAGCAAGGCAAAUGCUUAA